This is a messenger RNA of Carya illinoinensis, 1565 nucleotides long. Its product is annotated as type IV inositol polyphosphate 5-phosphatase 9. Lineage: Eukaryota; Viridiplantae; Streptophyta; Magnoliopsida; Fagales; Juglandaceae. Gene Ontology annotation, biological process: phosphatidylinositol dephosphorylation. The record is from RefSeq and is a predicted model, not a curated record. The transcript has 7 exons. Gene Ontology annotation, molecular function: phosphatidylinositol-3,4,5-trisphosphate 5-phosphatase activity; phosphatidylinositol-4,5-bisphosphate 5-phosphatase activity; inositol-polyphosphate 5-phosphatase activity. Bases 122 to 1225 code for a protein of 367 amino acids.
CUUGAUAUAGAACAUGAUCUCUGCCAUUUCUUUCGACCUGUUUAGGCAUCUUCUGUACAGCCCUUUUCUCGCCUCAGACCUUCACAGACCCCGGUCAAGAUAACCUCUCUCUCGUCCUACCAUGUCAGAAAUGCAUGGAGAAAUCAUGUGGCCUAUAUUAAUAGCCAACAAGAUCCUCAAGAAGAGAUUGGGAAGGAACAAUUUUGUCACUGAUUUUCCGAGCAAUAGUACGGAAAGCUUUCUGGAAAUUCCGAGCUCUGAGCAAUCAUCCUUGAGCCCUAAGAGCAUCUUUAAUCAUCACAAGCACGUGCCCAAGGUAUUCGUUGGUACUUGGAACGUUGGCGGGGUUGCACCACAUGAUGAUUUGAAUAUAAAGGAUUUGAUCGAUUUAUGCAACACUUCCUGUGACAUUUAUGUUUUUGGGUUUCAAGAAAUAGUGCCUCUGAAAGCGUCAAAUGUAUUUGGAUCAGAGAAUCGUAAAAUAUCAAUGAAAUGGAAUUCCUUGAUUAGAGAAGCUCUCAACAAGAAAAUACGCUUCCCGGACAAAGAACAACAUGAUGAUCAUGAUCUACAAGAAAUGCAAAGUCAAUGUCCUGUAGAAAAUAUUGGAAAGACAAUGAAAAGCAGCACUCCACAAGACUUCCAGUGUAUCGUAAGUAAGCAAAUGGUUGGGAUACUUAUAUCAGUUUGGGUUCGAAGAAGUCUUCGUCCGUUCAUCCGGUAUCCAAGUGUCUCUUGUGUAGGCUGCGGCGUCAUGGGCUGCCUUGGGAAUAAGGGUGCCGUUUCUGUUAGAUUUCGGCUACAUGAAACAAGCUUCUGCUUUGUAUGCAUUCAUCUCGCUUCAGGGGGUAGAGAAGGAGAUGAAAAGUAUAGAAACUCUAAUGUAGCUGAAAUAUUAUCUCGGACAAGCUUCCCUAGAGGCCCUUCACUUGAUUUGCCGCGAAAGAUUCUUGAUCAUGACAUGGUUAUCUUUCUUGGGGACUUGAAUUAUAGAAUUUCUCUACCAGAAGCAACAACAAGAUUAUUAGCAGAAAGAGAAGAAUGGAAUGCGUUACUUGACAAUGAUCAGCUGAGGAUGGAGCUCAUGGAUGGCCAAGUAUUCCACGAUUGGCAUGAAGGAACGAUUAAAUUUGCUCCCACUUACAAAUAUUAUCCGAAUUCUGAUAUAUAUUAUGGAAGUCAUGAAGGCAAAAGAGGCGAAAAAAGACGUGCUCCUGCAUGGUAAAUAUAAUCUUCUGAAUAAAUUAAUUGAGAAAUCAAUGAUAUUUAAAGGAAAUUUGAUAAGGUCGGUCAUGUUCUCUUCUGCUCUUUUAGGUGUGAUCGGAUAAUUUGGUAUGGAAAUGGUUUAAAGCAGCACAUAUACACAAGGGGUGAACUAAAGAUGUCUGAUCAUAGACCUGUCAUCGCAAUUUUUACAGCAGAAGUUGCGGUUUUGCCAAGUUUGAAAGGAUUCCACAGUUUCUUUCUAUCCGACAGGUUUGAACCAAUUGCAAGCCACUGUGCGGUUUCCUCAGCUGAUGAUAUUUUAUGUAAAGGCAGAUCAAGUUUCGAAAUGUAAAUGUAAA